Molecule: messenger RNA, 744 nt
Organism: Rhododendron vialii
Lineage: Eukaryota; Viridiplantae; Streptophyta; Magnoliopsida; Ericales; Ericaceae
Product: glycine-rich protein 5-like
Exons: 1
Coding region: 1-744 (247 amino acids)
Source: RefSeq, a predicted model, not a curated record
AUGGGAUUCAAACUUGAAAAAGUUCUCUUGCUCAUAAUCGUAUCAUUUGCCACUCAAACAUUUGCAACCUUAGCCGAUGAGAACUUGUUCAAUGAAAGGGAAACCUUCUCUGGGGCUCGUGUAAAUGAAACACGAGAAGAAUACGCAAAAGUAGGCAAGGACUCAUCUCAUAAACUUCGCCUGAGAGACCACUUUAGGUUUCUCAAGGGAUUUAAAGGAGGAUUUGGUGGAGGCGGAUUUGGUGGAAGCAAAAGUUUUGGAGCAAGCGGAGGAGGAAGUGGAGCAGGCGGAGGAGGUAGCGCAGGAAGCGGCGGAGGAGGUGGAGCAGGCGGAGGAGGUGGCACAGGAAGCGGAGGAGGAGGUGGCACAGGAAGCAGAGGAGGAGGUGGCGCAGGAAGCGGAGGAGGUAAAGGAGGAGGCGGAGUCGUGGGAGGAGGAGGUAAAGCCACAGGAGGAGGAGGCAUUGGAAGCGGAGGAGGUAAAGGUGGAGUCGGUGAAAAAGGAAAAGGCAGUAAAGGCAAAGAAGUUGAAGGAAGUAAGGGAAAAGAAGGUAAAGGAAUUAAGGGCAAAGGAGGCAAAAAAAGUAAAUCUCGCAGCAAAGGCAACAAAGGAGUAAAAGUAGCAGCCGUCACCGGCACCGGAGGAACGAGAUCGGGUGGUCUAAGGGCUCAUGUUCCCACCAUCCUCUUACCCCUGACGAGCUUCAUUGUCGUGACACCAGUUCUUCUUGUUUUCCUGCCAUGA